Messenger RNA from Vigna radiata var. radiata (mung bean), 541 nucleotides. RefSeq names its product protein Asterix. Gene Ontology annotation, cellular component: endoplasmic reticulum membrane. The transcript has 3 exons. The coding region runs from base 60 to 365 and encodes 101 amino acids. The record is from RefSeq and is a predicted model, not a curated record. Gene Ontology annotation, biological process: protein insertion into ER membrane. Gene Ontology annotation, molecular function: protein folding chaperone. Lineage: Eukaryota; Viridiplantae; Streptophyta; Magnoliopsida; Fabales; Fabaceae.
AGAAGAAAAUUUACUAAACUCCUCAACAUCUGUCUCUGGCUUGAGAAGAGAAACCGAAGAUGUCAUCGCACACUAACGAUCCCCGUCAGCCAUCGGCGGCGAGACCCUACGUGGCGCCGCAGAUUGCACCGCAGGACCUGCCGAUCGAUUACGCCGGAUUCAUCGCCGUCAUAUUUGGCGUCGCUGGCGUUAUGUUUAGGUACAAACUGAGCUCCUGGCUGGCACUCAUAUUCUGCGCGCAAUCCGUAGCGAACAUGCGGAAUGUCGAGAACGAUCUCAAACAAGUUAUGAUGGCUAUGAUGUUUUCUCUAAUGGGAUUGAUAACAAACUACUUUGGACCUCCCAGACCUGGCAAACAAAGCUGAAAUCUCAAGAUUUUGAGGUAGAAAUACACCAUUUUUUUAAGUGAGGGAAGUUUAAGUAUUCAAUUUUUCCCUUUUCAUCAUGUGUCAUUUAACUCGUCUGUAUUAAAGAUGCUUGCCAAGUCUGGAUAAUUUUACGUUUUUAUGAUUAUAUAUUUAAAAGAUGGUUUACUAUGGAA